UAACCAGGAGCUUUGGGAGGAAAUGCUGGGUUUCAAAGGACUGAUAGUUGUUGAUGUGUAUCAAGGCUGGUGUGGUCCAUGCAGAACAGUCGUGAACCUUUUCAGAAAAAUAAGGAAUGAGCUUGGUGAUGACCUCCUGCAUUUUGCCGUGGCUGAAGUAGAUUCCAUUGAUGCUCUAGAGAACUACAGAGGAAAAUGUGAACCUACCUUUCUGUUUUAUGCAGGCGGAGAAUUAGUAGCUGCUGUAAGAGGAGCCAAUGCACCACUGUUACAGAAAACGAUCCUGGACCAGCUGGAGGCAGAAAGGAAGGUUUUAGAACAAGGAGCAGAACGUGUGGUGAUUAAGGAUGAAGCCCUCUCCAAGGAAGGAGAAGAUGCCAUCAUCGUUCAGGAAGAAGAAUAGGAAGACGAGCUGG
Molecule: messenger RNA, 416 nt
Organism: Terrapene triunguis (Three-toed box turtle)
Lineage: Eukaryota; Metazoa; Chordata; Testudines; Emydidae
Gene: NME9
Product: NME/NM23 family member 9
Exons: 5
Coding region: 23-403 (126 amino acids)
Source: RefSeq, a predicted model, not a curated record